Hydatigera taeniaeformis is the source of this 1245-nucleotide messenger RNA. NCBI's taxonomy places the organism in Eukaryota, Metazoa, Platyhelminthes, Cestoda, Cyclophyllidea, Taeniidae. The record is from the annotation of a GenBank genome assembly.
AUGGCCUCACGCACCCUCGAGUCGGCCCUGCCAGUACUACAAGAUGCCCUGCGCUUUCAAAUCUCUACUUUGUCGGAGGACCUGCGACUAGGAGGCUUCACGCAUCGGCGGGUAAUUUUAUCUCAGCUGCCUUCUCCAACAGGCAUGACUCAGGAGCAAUUCGAGUACAUUUGGAUGAGUCCUGAGGGCCAACCAAUGACUCCUCAACCCAGUCCCGAGAUUUACGUCCACUUGAAGUCGCCUCAACAAUUCGGUGUCUACACAAUCCGCGUACGUGGUACCCGCUCGGGUUAUACACACGAACUGCAAAGCGAUGUUCUUCUGCAAUCUAACCCGGAUGGCUAUUCACUUUGGAUCUUGGGCCAAAGGGAAGCAGUAUUGCCAAACUCAAGAGUAGAUGUGUUAUGCGAGGUGCGACCGACACAUCCAGGUGCUAAGGUGCGGUGGGUGAAUGCACAGAACCUGAUGGUGGCACCUAAUAACCGACUUGUGAUUGAGCGCUUUGGGAGUUACAACGAGGGUAGUUACUAUUGUGAGGCAUUCUUACCCGAUGGAACCAUCCUUCUUAAGAAAUUCUCUCGUCAAAUGGGAAUUGAAACAGACAUCUUUGAAAGUGGGUUUGUCGGUGAUGGGAGCAAUUCCUAUGCAGUCCAUAUUGUGCGUUACCCCUCCCACUUCUUCUACAACAACGAGGUUCAAUUGCAUUGCAUUGUGCAACCGGAUGUCAGCGUCCAUAUUGUGCGUUACCCCUCCCACUUCUUCUACAACGACGAGGUUCAAUUGCAUUGCAUUGUGCAACCGGAUGUCAGCGGUGUGACAUUUGAGUGGACAAAAGACGGUAAAGUGGUGGGAAACGAUCAAGUUCUUGAUGUACCUGCCUUUGGUAGGCAGGAUGUCGGUAAAUAUCAGUGUCGUGCGACCAUCCAGUCUGUCGUCAGAAUUGCGGAGGAGAUGUUAACGCCGUCCUCUGAAGAUCCAAAGAAUGAUUUUGAAUUGGAAAGACAAGGGUUGACAAUGGAACCGAGAGUGGUGAACUCCAGUGCGUUUAAGCCUUUUGAACUCGAGUGUAUCGCACACCGUCCGGAUGUCCGACCACUAGUAGUGUUAUCUUCCGGUGCCAACAUCACCCUCGACGGGCAUUUCCAGCUUCGCUUUCCUGACGCCCGAAAGGUCAUUAUCACCGUACCCAGAGGUCUUCCCACCGUCUACAACGGAAUGUCUGUCCGGUUAGUUGAGUGCGCUUGA